Molecule: messenger RNA, 3885 nt
Organism: Xenopus laevis (African clawed frog)
Lineage: Eukaryota; Metazoa; Chordata; Amphibia; Anura; Pipidae
Gene: ccdc68.L
Product: coiled-coil domain containing 68 L homeolog
Exons: 12
Coding region: 540-1580 (346 amino acids)
Biological process (GO): intracellular signal transduction
Source: RefSeq, a predicted model, not a curated record
GCCGGCAAAGCUUUGAACCAAUGAAGCAGGAGGAAGGGUGUGCGGCAAAGGUUAAUUUGUGUAUGUGAGUGUGUGCUGCCUGGUACUGUCACACACAGGAGAGGUGUCUGACUCACAGGUAGGUGGAGCCAGGCUCUUUAUGCAGAACCAACUGUGCAGCACUGUAACUCACACAUACACAGGAGGGCAGGGCUCAUGGCUGCUCCCCGUAUCUGUGCUCCAGGAGUGUGAGAUUCAGGACUGGGAUAAGGAUUACUCAGCUCAAGGCAAUACAAGUCCCCUCCGACAGAUGCAACUAAGCACUGGCGCCUGCAUAAAGAGGCAUUGUAUAGCAUCCAAUCACAGGCAGGACCCAACCUGUAGCUCAGCAUAUUAUCCCAAGUGGGGGAACCACUGCUCUAGGGAUGAGAAGCACCACCCACGUUCACCAACUGCAAGCCCGUUGUUCUUACAGUCUGCACAGCGUUGUCUAUAAGAAAAUACCCCGGGGUUUCCACUUAGAGGGACACAGCUGAGCUGCUGAGGUUUUGGGGAGCAGGAUGACAUCGCUGACGGUGGUAGAACAUACAUUUCCCAGGAAAGACAAUGAGAGCAAAAGGGGAGAUGAUAUUUUUUAUUUGUACGGCUCUACGUUUGGCCACAUCAGUGAAGAGACAGAGUAUGUUAGAAAGAUACGUGGAACUUUGGAAAAGAUUCAUGGGCAGUUAUUUAAGAAUGAAAAAAACACUGAUUAUGUCAGUUCCAAUGAAGAUCAGAAUGAAGCAAAUCUGCAGCAGAAUGGCACCGGGAGUUACGGAAACUCAUCUGAGAGAAAAUACAUCCAGAUCAUUGACAAUCUGGAAGAAAAAGAACUACAGUUGGUUGAGGCUCAUAAAGAAAACGGAGAUCUUCAGAUAAAGCUAGAAGCCACCCGGGAGGCAGGAGCCGGCGCCCUAAGGAACGCAACACGGAAACUGUAUGAAAACUACAGCAAGAAAUCUGAGGAACGCCGGAAAAGUCACGAGGAAGAGAAGCAGAAGCUCCAGGCCUCAGCUGCCGACCAUGAAAAGGAAUUUAAGCAAAGCAUCGGGAAAUUGCACACGAUUGCGGAGAAAAUCCAGGACAAGCACGAGCGAAUCACUGAGCUGAAAAAUCUCAUGGAAAGGAUGGAAGAGGAAAAGUCCAUAUUACUGGAGAAGAAACGGUUACUAGAAAAGGAGAUUUCUCGAAGAAUGUCAUUGCCGACAAAUAUAAAUGGCUGUGGAGACACACGGGCAGAGAUAUCUACUGUAGAAGAGCAGAUCAGUCACUUGCAGCAGCUCAUGAUGUCCCAACAUCAGUUCCUUCAUUCUUUGAUACAGGAGAGUGAAGAAUUGAAAAACCGACUUAAGGAGCAAGACAUCACAAUCGGGGAUCUGAAGGAGAGAAUCAGUUUGCUGGAACAUCAGAACAAAGAACUGAAGAGCAACGUAGAUCACUGGUCUCAGGAUAAGACAAAGGUGUCCAAAGGAACAUUUAUAAAGGAGUCCAUGUUCACCACUAUGUCCCCCUACUCCAGGCUUUUAAAUUUACGAACCAGAUACGUCACUGAGAAGAGCUGAUCAAUGCUUACUAGAACCUUCCAUCAGAAACAAAAGUACCUUUGGGAGUUAUCAGAAGAAGAAGAAGUGAGAUCAGACAUCACACCUUACCCAAGUGUUGGAUUUGAUUUGUUGGUGCCCAUUUCUAUUUCAUUUCCCUGCCCUGAUCUGAAUUUUUAGAAACUUAGUUGGAUCUUUCCUUUUCUGAGAUGAGCGCAAAUGACUGGAAAAUAAAUGAUCUUUUAGAUUUGCCAGAACAGCGAGACGUUCGAGACUGAGCUGAGGAACAUCAGUGUGGAGGCCAAGAAGCUUCUUCAAAGCUGUAACUGACCAUUGCUCUGCACCAGACAAACAUUGCACUUAUUAUUGAGGGAAAUGUGGGUAAAGUUUCAAUAACCCAUAGCAGCCUGCUUGGAUUAUUCUACCUACACAAGACCAGUAAAAGUUGAUUGCAUAUUGUUUACAAACAUGGACAAACCAUGGACAUCCAAGAUAUGAAAAGUUUAAGAAACAUUAUUCAGAGGUGAAAUAAUACUUUAAUUAUUAGACUAAAUGUCCCAUUAUUUGCAGACAGUCCUUGUCUUAAGCAUUGAAUAGAAUAGAAUAACAUUUUUGACCAAAAUGGGGCUUACUUUGGCUGGCUCAUGAAUGUUGCUGGGUGUUAUGGGAAAUGCCUUGGGUGAAACAGAUACAUUGCUAAAGAAAUGUCCCAGUUUGUGGAUGUUGCAGUAAAAGGAACUUCAGAACAAAUAUUGGAAUGAAGAGAUAUAUCCGCAUUCUCACUGGCAAGUUUAUUUAAACCACCUUAGACUAAUGCCACAUGGCUGUCUCUGGCCAUGUUUUUACUUACCGUAUAUACUAGAGUCUAAGCCGUCCCGAGUAUAAGUCGAGAUUCCUAAUUUUACCUCCAAAAACUGGGAAAGCUUAUUGACUCGAGUAUAAGCCUAGGGUGAGAAAUGCAUGGUAAGUUUCAAUCAGAAAAUUGCCCAAAAAAACUGGCAUUAGAGAGCCCAAAACUGCUUUUACUGCUUUAUUUUAAGGCAUAAAGUGGCUUCAAUGGCCCUGUGUGUGAUGUGGUUAUGUGACAUGAGAACUGACCACCAUUUUGGAAUCAGGAAGGAUUUUAUUUUUUACCUCUGCUGUUAACUUGAUGUUGGAAAGGAAGAAUCUGAUUGGUCUGUAACUGGGCUGGAGGUACCUUGCCUGUGGUAUCUACAAGGGGUUGUAUUUGUGCUUUCCAUUGUGCACUCCAAUGUCUUAAUUGGUCUCGUUUUGCCGCAAGAGUUUGUAUCCAUAGAAUGUAAUCAAAAUCGAAUCCUCGAGGUUUCCGCCCAUGAGAGCAAUGACAGAUGGUGCUAUCUGUCGCCCGUGUAAAUACCCUACCAGUAAAUACCCUACCAGUAAAUGCCCUACCAUAGACAAUACGAAGAAUUGUCUCAAAUUUUUGAUUGAUUACAUGAUUUUAGUGUUUUAGCAGAGACAAUUUUCUAGGGUAUUUUUUUGGAAUUUUUUAGACGCACUAAAACUCGGGCUACAAGUAACACUGUGGGGGUUCUAUACUAAAACUUGUAUUAAUCUCAUUUAAACAAAGUCAAGCAAACUCCAUUCCAAGCAUUGAACUCAUUUAUCAAUCAUUUUUACUCGAAAAAGUCCAGGCGACAAAACCAAUUUGUAGCGUACGAUGAAUGAUCCGAAAGCUCGGUUUUAUUGAAAUUUUAGCUGCGAAAACUCAACUUAUUAACGGAUGAAAACUCCGACUUUACCGGAUUAUCCAGCGCAGAUCACGAUGUCAAGAAAGAACUUCAGGAACAUCUGCUAUUGACUUCAACAGGUUUUGAGAUGCAGUAUUUUCGGAUUUUUUCUUUGGGGAAUAAUAAUAUCUCUAAAAAUUAAAAAAAAUGUCAUGGAAACUUCGAGUUUUCCCAUUAAAAUCCUCGACCAGAUCAUUUCAAGGUUUAAUAAAUGGGCCCCUCUCUGUCAUUGCCCUUAUGGGUAUAAGAACAUUACAUCAAUUAGUUGAGCAGCGCACUCCGGAACUACUUCAGAUCACCGGUAAAAGCAGAUAAUCUUUAUUUCGAUAUAUCAUUUACAAACAUAGCGUCUGAGGUCUGACGCGUUUCGUGGCUACGCACUUCCUCUAUAUAUAAGAACAUUACACUGUAACCAGAAAAGAUGGGAACGUUUGACUGAUAAGUGUGAAUGCCAUGAACUGUUUGUAAUUUAAAAUGUAAAUGGCAUAAAAGACACAUUGCAGAAAUGUGUUAAUAAUUGAGCUGUUAAUAUGCACCUAACUUAUUACAUUAUGGAAAUAAAUAUUAACAAUGGG